Molecule: messenger RNA, 9764 nt
Organism: Homarus americanus (American lobster)
Lineage: Eukaryota; Metazoa; Arthropoda; Malacostraca; Decapoda; Nephropidae
Gene: Not1
Product: CCR4-NOT transcription complex subunit 1-like
Exons: 38
Coding region: 203-7705 (2500 amino acids)
Biological process (GO): nuclear-transcribed mRNA catabolic process, deadenylation-dependent decay
Cellular component (GO): CCR4-NOT core complex; P-body
Molecular function (GO): molecular adaptor activity
Source: RefSeq, a predicted model, not a curated record
UCAAGGAAAGUUUGGAGCGAGUAAGGUCGGAGCAAACAUGGAGGACAAGGGAAAAAUCACAUAGUGUUUCGGUGGAGAUCUGACCCACUUUUCCUAAUGUUGGACUUCGAUAAAUUACCGAUACACUCACUAGGUGGUUGUAGAAGGUGUAUGCGAAAGCUUCAAACAAAUUUGAAGCUUUCGAUGCCGUUUUAAUGGCACUAUGAACCUAGACUCGCUAACUGCUGCUUUGUCUCAUAUUGGUAAUCUGGUCGCCAGUUUGACAAAGAAAAACCUGAACUCUAGUGUUCAAGAGAUUCAGGAAGUGGUGUGUCAGUUUGGUGGAGAGGCAGAGCGACACUUGUACCGGGUGCUGAUUGGUCACCUGGAGUGGUCUGGACCUCAGGGAGAAAGUCAUCGACCCUCACCAAACAACAAUAAUAAUAAUAAGGACAAGGAGGUUGCUUCCAGUGUCGGUGCGUCCACCCUUACGUGGUCAUCCACUAGUGGUGGGGCCGGUGCCCUCCUUCUGCAACAUUUGGCUGCCACUCUUCCUCCAACUUCUUUUAUUGCCAAUCUUGCCUUUGCCACUGCCAAUCCACCCAAUUCCAACAAGCUCAUCAAGCCACAGUGGGUUAGUGGAGUGUGCAAGGCACUCAGACUUUCCCGCUUGCAGGAAAUUACUCUUUGUUUGUAUAUUCUCCAAGCUACCAAUUCAGAAGUUCGGAAUCAGUCCAUAGCACUCCUCAAGGGCAAACUCCCCGAUCUUGUGCGAGCCUACGUCGACACUGAAUCAGGAGAUCGGGAGUUGUUGGAGCUGUCAACGGAAGCCCUUCAUCUGUUACUUACUCAUAUUGUUCAUCUGUGGAGAGAUCCCCCUUCUGCACUGCUACCUCAGGAGUCACGGCAGGCCUUCAUUUGUGCUCUACAGCGCGAGUUUCCUCGGUCCCGUGUCCCUGUUGUUCUCGCUCCAUUGCUUUACCCAGACUCUGACAUUCCUAUGGAGAAGAUAACUCAAGAACCUCCCGCCAACAUGGCAAAAAAUCUUUUGGAUGGUUCAUUAGCUGAUCUAGUCCUCGAGUUGGGCUAUAGUUUCUGCAGUACUGUAGAAGAAUGUAGAAACAACCUGGCCAAUGUUGGGGUGAGCUCCAUAACCCCAGCAGCUGUGUCGAAGGUCCUCGGUGUUAUGGUCAGAACUCAUACAGGCUUACCAUCUGAGCAAAUUGGACUCCAGAACCUAAACUCCCCAAGUUCCCUGUGGAGUGACAAUAAAGACAAAACCCCAAGUAGCCAGUCUCAGUCAACCUCUGGAGGUGAAGUAUGUUUAGGUGGGUCAGGAAACCUCUCAGGUCCCCAUGGAUGGAAUGUUGAGGUCUUUGUUAAAGGUCUUCUGGAAGUUGUUCCAAACCUCAAUGUGAAAGAGGUGAUCUCAAAGUUGGACCACAAAGGAUUUUUAUUGAAAGACAGACAAGGCUUGAAGCUACUGAUCACGGCACUGAGAUGCCUUCUUCAAGGACAAGGAUUGAGGUUAGAAAUGUUCCCUGUGGAUUGUUACUAUCACCAGUGGAAGAAUACUGAAGAGCAACUCAGUCUGAUUUCACAGAUUCUCAAGAAUCCUGAAAUAUUCUGCUUCACAGAUUUCCCAUGCCACUUGGUAUCCACUGAUUCUCUCAAGACUCUGCCAGAGCUUGAUAACAAAGAGGUGGCUACGUGGAAAUCAGUCCAACUACUAGAAACUCUUCUCUACCUUGGGGAGAGUGGCCACUAUGCAGCUGUCAAAGAGUUGUUCACAUUUCCCAUCCAACAUUGUCCAGAUAUUUUGGCGCUUGGAUUGGUUCAGGUGCCUUUACCAUACACCAUGCUGCGACAAGACUUAAUUGCAUCACUUAUUCCAAUUUUCCUUGGAAAUCAUCCAAAUGCAGCCAUCAUCUUACACCAUGCCUGGCAUACACAGAACCAUACAAGUACAGUUCGCCAAAUCGUCAUGCAUGCAAUGGCAGAGUGGUACAUGAUGGAAAGUGAUCAGGCAAGACUUAGUCGUAUCUUGGAUGUUGCCCAAGAUCUCAAAGCCUUAUCACUCCUCCUUAAUGCCCAGUCCUUUCCAUUUGUGGUGGAUUUGGCAUGCCUGGCCUACAGACGUGAAUUUUUAAAGCUUGACAAGUGGCUGACAGACAAGAUUCGAGAACAUGGUGAGCCCUUUAUAUCCUCUUGUGUGAAGUUCCUUCAACGAAGAUGCCCUCAGCUGUUGAGUGGUAAAGAGGAUAUGAUGCCAAAGUCGUCACAGCUACCUCCUGAGACAAUGGCUACUAUUCUUGUGUGCCUAAAUGCAUGUGCUCUGAACGUCUCCCAGGAGCUUUCUGACACCAUACUGCAAAUGGUUCAGAAUUGUAACCUGAUGAACCGACCUCGCACACAGCAGGUGGGAGUGAUUGGGUUCCCAGGUCCCGGUCCAACCCAGUCAAAUGAAGGACCUCUUGGCAAUAUUGCAUCAACUUUAAGUAACUUAAACCUUGGGAAUGCUGGUGUCUCAUCCUCAAUCUUCCCAACCCCAGCCUCAUCUUCUAUGACCCUUGGUGGUUUAGGUUCCCUUGGAGCGGCCCCUGGUUCCCCAGGCCGCCCACUUGGACCUUCCGCUGCUCCUGGAACUUCACAGUCUCCUCUCUCCUCCAUUUUACCAGCUCUACAGCUAGGACCACCACAUCCAGCAGCAGUAGGAUCUCAGCUUCCAGCAUUGCCAACUUCAUCUAUAAUUCCAUCAUCAUUAAGGACUCAUACUGUGCAACCCACUGUUGCUCAAACACCUAGACAAAUGGAUAUGUCCCAGAUUUUCGACAUGCCUCAACUGGUAAGCAAAGAAGUUGAAGAUGAAGCCAAUAGCUACUUCCAGCGUAUUUACAACCACCCUCCGCAUCCCACACUCUCUAUAGAAGAAGUAUUGGACAUGCUAAAGAAAUUUCACGAGUCCACCAACAAGAGAGAGCGUGAGGUAUAUUCCUGCAUGUUACGUAAUCUUUUUGAAGAAUAUCGUUUCUUCCCAACUUACCCAGACAAAGAGCUCUUUACCACAGCAAGACUGUUUGGUGGCAUCAUUGAGCAGGGUCUAGUCGAAUAUAUGGCUCUUGGGGUUGCUCUUAGGUAUGUGAUGGAGGCCCUCCAGAAGCCACAUGGUAGUAAGAUGUAUUAUUUUGGUAUUGUGGCCUUGGAUAGGUUUCGUAGUCGCCUUAAGGAAUAUCCACGAUAUUGUCAGCACCUGAUGGCAAUACAACACUUCAAUGAGUUUCCACCACAUCUUAUAGAGUACAUCAAGUAUGGAACACAGUCACAAGAACCGCCCUCCCGCCCCUCUGGCGUUGUGCUUCCCCCAUCAAUAAAUGUUUCUCCAAGUACUCCAGCUCCAGGGACCACAACAUCUGUAGUGUCUUCAGUACCUGCUGUAGUUGUUCCACCACCACCAGUAGUGUCAACUGUUGUGUCAUCAGUGGCUAAGACUAUCACUGCAACAACCACCACCACUACCACUGCUGCCAUCUCCAAACCUCAAUCAAUGUCUGUUGCUUCAGCAGCAGUUGGAUCUGGGAAGCAGCAACCAACAAUUACUACCACCAAUAUUGAGACUCUUCUUGUUGCUACGGAGAAGGAAGAGAAGAUAACCCCGCCUCCCGAGCACAUACAAGAUAAAGUUGGCUUCAUCUUCAAUAACCUUGCUCAGGUUAACCUGCCUCAGAAGUGUGAGGAGCUGCGUGAAGUGGUUGGAGAAGAUUAUUGGCUGUGGGUAGCACAGUAUCUGGUGAUGAAGCGUGCUUCCAUUGAGAACAACUUUCAUACUCUCUACUCUCUAUUUCUUGACCAGAUGAAAAUGAACAAUGUUAAUUCCAUGGUGUGCCGUGAGACUCUUAGAAAUAUUAAGGUACUCCUGAGGGCUGAUAAAUCAGCAGCCAAUUUUUCAGAUAAGUCACUGUUGAAAAAUCUUGGUCAUUGGCUGGGAAUGCUAACCCUGGCCAAGAAUAAACCAAUACUGCACACUGACAUAGACAUGAAGUCUCUACUCAUAGAGUCUUACAACAAAGGGUUGCAGGAGAUGCAGUAUGUGAUUCCAUUUGUGGCUAAGGUGAUGGAAUCCUGUGCCAAGAGCCGAGUGUUUAAACCACCAAACCCAUGGACCAUGGCUAUAAUGAAUGUCCUUGCAGAGCUUCACAAAGAACCAGAUAUGAAGCUUCAUCUCAAGUUUGAGAUUGAGGUGCUGUGUAACAAGUUGGAGAUCAAUCUGGAAGAAUUGAAGCCUGCUAAUGUGUUGAAUGACCGAGACCGGAUUGCCCGCCUUAAACCCCAGUUGUCACAGCCGGGUGGAUCUAAGCGAGCAGAGUCAACUCCUCUCUUUCCUGCUCUUCAGGGUUUUUCUUCUACUCCUUUUAUGCCAAAGACAAGCUGGCCACAAGUUGCGCCACCAGGCGCUGUUGUAGAUACAACUACCGUAACUGCUCAGAGUUCUUCUGUUGGUGCCACACCUACACCCCCAACAGUCCUGCCUCCACAUCCCUCCACCACACCCACACCUAUCCAAGCUCAACAGCAACCUGCCUCAGAGCCACGCUUUAUUUACUCAGAUAUUAGUGUCGCUUCACUUAGAGGUUUGGAUCCUCACAUAUCUGUCUCUGUACCUCAGGUUUGUGGUGUUGCAACCAAUGCACAGUUGAAACAGUUGGUUCGCCAUGCCGUAGAGUUGGCCGUCCAAGAAAUUGUUGCAGCAGUUAUUGAACGCAGCAUCAAGAUUGCCAUCACCACUGCAGAGCACAUUAUUAAGAAAGACUUUGCAUUAGAUCCAGAUGAAUCUCGGAUGCGUGCUGCAACACAUCACAUGGUGCGGAACUUGACUGCUGCCAUGGCCAUGAUUACCUGCAGGGACUAUCUUGCAACUAAUAUUACGAAGAGCAUCAAGCAGGGAUUAAUGCAAGCAUUUUCCAGAACCAACCCACAGCAGUUGCCUCAGCAGGUAGAGCAGAUGGAGCAGCUGGCUGCGGCUAUUGCUCAGGAGAAUGUUGGCAUUGCCUGUGCCUUUAUCCAGAAGACUGCCGCAGAGAAGGCUGUUAUUGAGAUGGAUAAGCGACUGUCACAAGAAUAUGAGGCUCGGAAAGUUGCACGAACAGAAGGCCGACGGUACUGUGAUCCUAUGGUAUUAACUUAUCAAGCUGAGCGUAUGCCUGAGCCAAUUCGCUUAAAAGUAGGUGGUGUCACCCCACCUCAAAUGGCUGUGUAUGAAGAAUUUGCUCGGAACAUACCUGGAUUUUUACCAAUUGCAGAUCAAGAUACCAUGUUCAUAGCAAAACCUGUACCUAUUAGUUCAGCAUUUGGUACUGAAGAGGCAACAGCCUUCCUGGUGCUAACAGAAAGGAUCAGUGCGGAGUUGGAACACACCAUCCAGGCCUUCACAACCCUCGCACCCACAUCUCCCCUUAUACCCAUGCUCCACUCAUUGCGUGAAGGACUCUUGCUUACACGAACCAACCGGGAUGCCCAUGCUGCUCAAGUGCUGCUUAGAAAGUGUGUGGAAAACCUAAUGGAAGGUGCACGGGAAUUGCCUAAUGAACCUGAGCUGAAUCAGUUGGCUCUCCGCUUCCGUGACUGUCACCUCAUUGUUCUUAAGGCAAUGGCUGAUCAUCGAUCUUAUGGUGUGAUCUGGACAUCAAAAAAUAUUACUAAAUGUUGGGCAGAAGCUAGAGACGAGAUCAAAUACAAUCUUGAUGUUGGAGAUUGGUUUAUUCGCUCCAAUUUGUUCAGUCUCCAGCUGCUGGAUGAACACUUGGCACGGACCCUUGAUGAUCCUCGAGUACACUCCUACAUCCCCUCCCUCUUUGUGAUGCAACUAGUCCAGAUGUACCUUAUAGAUGACCCCAGCAAUAGUGUGCUAAAUGAAACUGACCUACAGUUGACUUUGGAGGCCUUGGUGCGAUUGUGCCAUUCCCGACAAGCUCCAGAGGGUCUUGUUUCACUUAUUGAAGCAUUGCGCAUGAAGCAUGACUUAUUAAGUGGUGAGCGUUUGACUGGCGGAAACAACCUGAGUGGAUCAAACAACCCAUUGUCAGCAGGCCCUAGCCUUCAUUUCCAUUCAGGUGUUACACAAGCUAGAGAUUUUCAGGAUCCACCAGCUCUACAAGAGAAAACUGAGGUGUUGUUGAGAGAAUGGAUUCAAAUGUAUCACUCGCCAACAGCAGGCCAAGGCUCAGCAUCUGCUUUUCAACAUUUCGUGAAGCAAAUGAACCUUCAUGGAAUCCUUAAAACUGAUGAUCUCAUUACUAGAUUCUUCCGCAUCUGCAUCAGCAUGUGCCGAGAUCUGUGUGUGCGUUCCAUUCUGGAGCAAGGUCAGGGCCCUUCACCUACUUAUGUACGCAGCAAGUGUUUCCAGAACUUGGAUGCAUUUGUGCGGCUCAUUGCCCUAUUAGUCAAACACUCAGGGGAGGCUACCAAUCCUACUACCAAGAUCAAUCUACUCAAUAAGGUUCUGGGAUUAGUAUGUGGCAUCAUGAUUCAUGACAUUGAAUCCAAUGGUACAGAGUUUCAACAACUGCCCUAUCACCGCAUCCUUAUAAUGCUGUUUCUGGAACUCAAUGCUCCUGAAGCUAUCUUAGAGUCUAUCAACCUUCCGGUUUUGAUGGCCUUCACACAAACAUUACACUUGCUACGGCCUAGCAAGUGCCCUGGCUUUGCAUAUGCUUGGCUGGAGAUUGUCAGCCACAGGGUGUUCAUUGGACGUAUGUUGGCUAUCACACCACAGCAGAAAGGAUGGUCCAUGUACUCCAUGUUGUUAGCAGAUCUCUUUAAGUUCUUGGCACCCUUUCUAAGGAAUGCAGAACUUGCAAAACCACUGACUAUGUUGUAUAAGGGUACCUUACGUGUGCUGUUGGUCCUUCUCCAUGAUUUCCCUGAAUUCUUAUGCGAGUAUCACUACGGAUUCUGUGAUGUCAUCCCUCCAAAUUGCAUCCAGAUGCGUAAUCUCAUUCUCUCUGCCUUUCCACGAAACAUGCGCCUUCCAGAUCCCUUUACACCCAAUCUCAAAGUGGAUAUGCUGCCUGAAAUUACUAUAUCACCUAAGAUUCACACCACUGUUGCCAACCUCAUUCAGCCUCCAGAUUUCAAGAAGAACUUAGAUUCCUACUUAAAAAACAGGACACCUGUAACUUUUCUCUCCGACAUGCGAACCUAUCUGCAGCAGGCAUCUAAUGAACCUGGGAUGAGCUAUAAUAUGUCUGUGAUGAACUCCCUGGUGCUGUAUGUAGGCAUGCAGGCCAUUUCACAGAUACAUAGCAAGGGUCUCACUCCCUCCAUGGCCACAAUUGCUCAUUCCGCCCACAUGGACAUUUUCCAGAAUCUUGGUGUUGAUUUGGACACCGAAGGUCGAUACUUGUUCCUGAAUGCCAUUGCUAAUCAAUUGCGAUAUCCAAAUAGCCAUACACACUACUUCAGCUGCACUCUUCUUCAUCUUUUUGCUGAAGCCAACACAGAAGCCAUCCAAGAACAAAUUACUAGAGUGCUGCUAGAACGGCUUAUUGUCAAUCGUCCACAUCCAUGGGGACUACUUAUUACAUUCAUUGAGCUCAUUAAGAACCCAUCAUUUAAGUUUUGGAGUCAUGAAUUUGUAAAGUGUGCCCCAGAAAUUGAGAAGUUAUUUGAAUCUGUUGCCCGCUCUUGUAUGGUGCAGAAAGUUUCAGCUGCUCGGGAAGGAGAAGCCUGACCACAAAUGCUUCAGACCUAUUGUAGCCCACAAGAUACCUGACUACACACAUCUCCAAUGGAGGCAGCAAUCCAAGUGCUGUAUCUCAAAUUGCAGGAUUUGAGUAUUGCACACGAUUGUGUUAUUGCUGACUGUUGGUGCUCUAGAUGUCAUGAUUGGGAUCUCAAGCAGCCUAGACUGUCCUAAUGAUCUGAGGUGCUUAGCUAAAAGCUAAUUAAUAUAAUUGAAUAGAAAUGUGAAACAUAAUCACCUUAUAAGUUUGACCAUGUAUGUCCUCUUCCAAGAAAGCUGAUAUCAUACUGCUUUUAAGAGGAGUGCCAAGUGCAAAGUUAAAGCUAUUGGCGUGUUGUGACAGUGUGUCAAGUAGAGUUUUAUAUUUGUUUUAAAUAAAAGCAUUAUAUGUUAUCUUCUGGUGCCUAAGAGACAAACUAGGUAUCUGUCAAGUGCAGAUAAAAUCUGUUUCAAUUUCUAACCCAAGUGAUUUAUGACGUGGAGGGUUAAAUGACAAAUAUCCUUUGUAGAAUGCCUAGAUUAUAAUUAUGCAGCUUUGAGUCGUUUCCUAAGUGAUUUUCCUUGACUUUUAUGGUGAAUGUUAUACUUGUUGAGCUACAGCAGCAAGGUGUACUGUCAAGGUAUGUGAUUAUCUUAAGUCACUUAUUUAAGGAUAUUGUUUAAUAAUUUCAGUUUUCCUGGUGACUGUUAAAUUAUGCAAACUUGAAAGACCAAGAACUGUACAAUCUACUUUAUUAAGGACCUUCAGAAUGAAGUAAAAGUGCAUCCUAAGAUAAGAGGUUGUAUAUUUACAGAUAAAGUUCUGUAUGGAUGAAGACAUGUUUAUGAGACAAAGCAGCCAUAAGCAGUGUGUCAAAGUGCAUAAAAUGAAAAGAUGAAUUCCAGUGAGAGUGAUAUGUACCUAUAUUUUGUGAUCUUAACUUCCAGGGAACCAUGUGAUGAGCUAUACCUAAGAUGUUUAGAUAAUACGUGAUGUAGAUUUCUAUAUGACAUGGCCUUUGCCAAGCAGCUUCUGCAGUAGGAAAGUGAGAAUCAAAGUAUUGGGCAUCGCCAGAGUUUAUUAUGAAGUGUUACUUCCUAGGUCUAUGCAAGUCGUUCAUGAUAUAAUAGUUUAUAUGAUGAACACUUGUGCCAACUGCUACUGUUUGUGCCAGAGUUGUUCUUCAGCUUGGCUCUCAGUUAUGACUCAAAUGAUAUCACUUCAUACUUUGAAAGACAACCAAGGACGCAAUGCAUGUACAAAAUCCCACCCUCCUUCAUAGUUUCAUAGACUUUUCCUUCAAUUAAGAAAUGUCAUAGUAGUCACUGUAAGAAUAUUAGUAGUAAUUAAGAUGCCCUGAUGCCCUGAGGCUUUCUAUCCUGCUGUAAAGUUUCAUUACACAAUGUUUGCAAUAGCCACAAUCUCAACAAAUGCAGAUCUGGGGCAUACAGUCAGCCGUGCCCAUUGCCCCAUCAUCUGCCACACAAGUUUUUGUUAAAGAUUUAAAUAUCCAUUCCCAGGUCAUAACAGCUGACCAGUUACAUUUUGUAAGUGUAAUGUUCAGGCACAAAUUGUACUUUUAAGUUCUUCAAUCCCAGGCUAACUUUUAGUUACCUUUUAGCUUUAGAAAUUACCUUUCUUUUGUUACCAUUUAACCAGGGACUUUAAUUUAUUUUGAUGCUUGGGAAUUAUACAUGUUUAUGCCUUAAAACCCUGGAUGUAUCAUUGUCAAACUAGAACCUGGGAAUCAACUUUUUUUUUUCUGUUACCUCGCUUCAAAGAACGUCACAGCUCUCUUAUGGCUUAAGGAAUACAAAUUAGCAUUAUCAUUAAAUCAAUCAUUAUUUUGUAUUAAUUGUAUUAUAGAGUUGUUGAAGGUUUGACUGAAGAGGGAAACCUGAAAAUUUACCCAUAAAUAAUGUGAGGUACUUCGUUGUGGCUGUACAGUUCAAGUUUAUUUUUGUUGAUGAGGACUUUCUCUAAAGAUAUGCAGUUUAACAGUUUGUGUCAUAUUCUUUAGUCCACUUUAGGUUAAGGAUGUGAAUAAAGGUCUCUUGUAGCAAAGCA